Molecule: messenger RNA, 3379 nt
Organism: Caretta caretta (loggerhead turtle)
Lineage: Eukaryota; Metazoa; Chordata; Testudines; Cheloniidae
Gene: CLSTN2
Product: calsyntenin 2
Biological process (GO): positive regulation of synaptic transmission; positive regulation of synapse assembly; homophilic cell-cell adhesion
Cellular component (GO): cell surface; postsynaptic membrane
Molecular function (GO): calcium ion binding
Source: RefSeq, a predicted model, not a curated record
AGCUGGCGCUGCUCUGCUCCUGCCAGUGAGGCUGUGAAUGACUGAGCAGCAAGCGAGGAAACCGCCGCCGUCGCCGCAGCAGCCCAGAACCGCUCGCACCUGGAGGCUGCCCGCGGGAGAGGCGGGCGGAGGGAGCCGAGGGGCGCGCCCAGCAGCCCCCUGCGGGCCAGCGUUUGGUGGCGCUCACGUCUUGGCAGGAGCCGAGAGUCCCCACCUGCCUGGAGCAGCCCGGAGAUGCUGAGGCUGCGCUGGGAGUCGGCGGUGCUCCUGCUGGGGGUCGGGACCCUCCUGGCCGCUAAAGUGAACAAACACAAGCCAUGGAUAGAAACUUCCUAUCACGGAGUCAUUACUGAAAACAACGAUACUGUCAUUUUGGAUCCUCCUCUUGUUGCUUUGGAUAAGGAUGCUCCUGUUCCCUUUGCAGGCGAAAUCUGUGCUUUUAAAAUCCAUGGACAGGAAAUGCCCUUUGAAGCUGUUGUGCUAAACAAGACAUCUGGAGAAGGUCGUCUCCGAGCAAAAAGUCCAAUUGACUGUGAACUGCAGAAGGAGUACACAUUUAUCAUCCAGGCAUACGACUGUGGAGCGGGACCUAGUGGAACAAACUGGAAGAAAUCUCACAAGGCAGUGGUCCAUAUCCAGGUGAAGGAUGUUAAUGAGUUUGCACCUACCUUCAAAGAGACCUCGUAUAAGACCACAGUGACAGAGGGAAAGAUCUAUGACAGUAUACUGCAGGUGGAAGCCGUGGAUGAGGACUGUUCUCCACAGUACAGCCAGAUAUGCAAUUAUGAAAUUGUCACCCCGGAUGUUCCUUUUGCCAUUGACAGAAAUGGUAAUAUUAGAAACACCGAGAAGCUGAACUACGAUAAACAGCACGAGUAUGAGAUAAUGGUAACUGCUUUUGACUGUGGACAAAAACGUGCAACAGAAGAUGUCUUAGUACAAGUUGAUAUCAAACCAGUGUGCAAACCAGGCUGGCAAGACUGGAACAAGCGUAUUGAGUAUAAGCCUGGCUCUGGCAGCAUACCUUUGUUUCCCAGCAUUCAUCUGGAAACCUGUGAUGGACCUGUUUCCUCAAUCCAGACCACUAUUGAAUUGCAAACCAAUUACAUUGGCAAGGGUUGUGACCGAGAGACAUACUCUGAGAAAUCACUGCAAAAAUUAUGUGGAGCAUCCUCAGGUGCCAUUGACUUAUUACCCACUCCUAGUCCAGCAACUAACUGGACAGCUGGGCUUCUGAUAGACAACAAUGACAUGAUUUUUAAAUUUGAUGGAAAACAAGGAGCCAAAAUUCCUGAUGGAAUAGUACCAAAGAAUUUAACUGAUCAAUUCACUAUCACUAUGUGGAUGAAACAUGGACCUAGUCCAGGACUGAGAGCUGAAAAAGAAACCAUUCUUUGCAACUCUGACAAGACAGAAAUGAAUCGGCACCAUUAUGCACUUUAUGUGCACAACUGUCGUCUUGUGUUUCUGCUGCGUAAAGAUUUUGACCAGGCUGAUACAUUUCGCCCAGCAGAGUUCCACUGGAAGCUGGAUCAGAUUUGUGAUAAAGAAUGGCACUACUACGUCGUCAAUGUUGAGUUUCCUGUGGUUACCUUAUAUAUGGACGGCACGACGUAUGAGCCUUACCUUGUGACAAAUGAUUGGCCUAUCCAUCCAUCACACAUAGCCAUGCAGCUAACUGUUGGUGCUUGCUGGCAAGGAGGGGAAGUCGCUAAGCCCAGAUUUGCUCAGUAUUUCCAUGGCAGCCUUGCCAGUCUCACUAUCCGUCCAGGCAAAAUUGAAAGUCAGAAAGUGAUUUCCUGUUUGCAGGCCUGCAAGGAAGGUCUGGAUAUUAAUUCUCUUGAGAGUCUUGGCCAAGGAAUAAAGUAUCACUUCAACCCUUCCCAGUCAGUCCUUGUCAUAGAAGGAGAUGAUAUUGAGAAUAUAAAUCAAGCUCUCCAAAAGGUCUCAUAUAUCAACUCUAGACAGUUCCCUACCGCGGGCGUACGGCUUCUUAAAGUCUCGUCUAAAGUCCAGUGUUUUGGUGAAGAUGUCUGCAUUAACAUCCCAGAUAUAGAAGCCUAUGUAAUGGUGUUUCAGGCCAAUGAGCCCAAGAUCACAAUAAGUGGAAUGGACCACUUUGCUAGACCAGCUACGCAAUUUGAAAGUGAAAGAGGAGUGACUCUGUUACCAGAUAUCAGAAUUGUCAGCACAGUCACCAAAGUGGAACAUUCUGUGGACUUUAAAGAAAAUGAUGGAGUCCAUAAGCCAGUUGUGUUAGAGGAAAUGGUUCACAACCUGGAUUUCUGUGACAUUUUGGUCAUUGGUGUGGAACUAGAUCCCAGACAGGAGUGUUUAGAACUGGAUCGUAAGGAGCACCAAGGAAAACAUCUAGAUGCCACCAACUCCACAGCAGGGUAUUCUAUCUAUGGUGUGGACACAAUGAGAAACUAUGAACUGGUGCUUCGACAGGUUCGAUAUCGCAAUUGGCACACUUUCAACAUCUUUGAUAGAAAGUUCAGGAUCAAGUGCUCAGAGCUGAAUGGCCGAUACACCAGUAAUGACUUUAACUUGGAGGUCAAUAUCCUACACAACUCGAACUCUAAUUUUAUGGAGCAUGUAAAUCACAUGGUAAUACAGCCACCGUUUCUCCAGUCUAUCCAUCACCCAGAAGAAAACAUAAACAGCAUUCCUGGCUCAGUUGUUCCAAGCGUGGCUACUAUUGUUAUAAUAAUCUGUGUCAGCAUACUAGUCUUCAUCAUAGCCUUGGGCAUCUACAGAAUUCGGACUUCUCAUCAGCCCAGCUCUACAGAAAAUGAAGGAAGUAAAGAAAAUGAAAUGGAUUGGGAUGAUUCUGCUCUAACCAUUACUGUCAACCCCAUGGAGAAAUAUGAAGAGCCUCACCAUGUAGAAGAGGAGAGUGAGGAGGAGGAGGUAGAAGAGGAGGAAGAUACAACCAGUGAUGAAUCAGGUGAAAGUGAAGAAGAGGAGGAGGAAGAAGAAAUUGGAAAUGCGGGAGACAAACAGAAUGCCACCAGGCAAGAGCAGUUGGAGUGGGAUGAUUCAACACUCCCUUACUAGAACCUGCCAGUCCUAUUGCUCCUUUUGUAAACAGCAAUACAAUUUAUUUCUGAGUCAAGUUAAUUUCUGUCUAUGAAUUAACUGACAGGAUUUGAAUUUAUUGCCUAAAAUAGAUAUAGUUCUAUUGCCCAAAUUGAUAUCGUUGUAUCAGUUGCUAUUGAUAGAAUUGUCCCUUUCCUUACAAUGCCUUGUGAAAUACAGGGUACCAACUUUAAUGUCCUCUAUGGUAAUGACACUAGUCUGGAGCUUGGUCUGUCAAUUUAGUCCCUCAAUUUCCAGUUUCUGUUCCAAAUAAUCCAAUAAAAGUCCUGUCACUCAA